Messenger RNA from Oncorhynchus tshawytscha (Chinook salmon), 1627 nucleotides. Its product is annotated as phospholipid scramblase 1. Gene Ontology annotation, molecular function: phospholipid scramblase activity. The record is from RefSeq and is a predicted model, not a curated record. Gene Ontology annotation, cellular component: plasma membrane. The transcript has 7 exons. Gene Ontology annotation, biological process: plasma membrane phospholipid scrambling. NCBI's taxonomy places the organism in Eukaryota, Metazoa, Chordata, Actinopteri, Salmoniformes, Salmonidae. The coding region runs from base 123 to 815 and encodes 230 amino acids.
UGGGAAAGACAUCUAUAUUCUCCAAUGAGAUUAAAGGUUUUAUUCUGAGCUCGUGAAGCGGACUGUUAUAUUUUUCUUCCAGAAUAUAUGGUUGAAUAGCAGCUUGACCUGCUUCCAUUAAGAUGAACACGUACCAGGUCCCGAACCCUGGCCUGCCGGGAUGCCCACCCGGACUAGAGUAUCUAACACAGGUUGAUCAGCUACUCAUCAAACAGAAAGUCGAGUUUAUUGAAGCCCUGGCUGGCUUUGAGAGCAACAACAAGUAUGAGGUGCGUAAUGCCAUGGGUCAGAACGUGUUCUAUGCUGUGGAGGAGAAUGACUGUCUUAGCAGGCAGUGCUGCGGACCCUUACGAUCCUUCACAAUAAAAGUCCUUGACAACUUUGGACAGGAGGUCAUCACAGUCACCAGACCUCUCAAAUGCAUGUCCUGUUUCUUCCCCUGCUGUCUGCAAGAGUUGGAGGUGCAGGCCCCCCCAGGGAACACGGUAGGCUACGUGGUCCAGCAGUGGCACCCCUUCUCCCCCAAGUUCAUCAUAGAGAAUGAACACAGAGAGGCUGUGCUGAGGCUGCACGGACCCUUCUGUGGCUGGAGUUGUUUGCCUGACGUUGACUUUGAGAUCGUGACCAUGGAUGAAGUGGAUAAGAUAGGGAAGAUCAGUAAACAGUGGACCGGUCUACUCCGUGAGGCGUUCACGGACGCUGAUAACUUUGGGAUCCAGUUCCCCAUGGAUCUUGACGUGAAGAUGAAGGCUGUGAUGAUAGGAGCUUGUUUCCUCGUCGAUUUCAUGUUCUUUGAGAGCGGUAACCAACCCUAGCAGCUGAGGAGUAGUCUACAUCUCAGACAGUCUGCACUCCUGGAGCUAUAACUUCCUGCUGGUCAUGGACAAGGUCUCAGAUAGACAUGGUGCUAUGUGUGGGAUUCAUCUUGUUGGCAUGGUAAGAACCAUAGAAAUAGAUCUACCAAGGGAUUACAGGUGAAUGUAAUGUAAUGGCCGCUGGUACUAGUUUUAGCUUUUGGGGUUGGUACACAUUGCAGCUAAAUCAGUCAAACCAGGUGUGUGUGUGUCAGUGUCCAUUGUUAUAUAUUUAGAGAUUGUAUAUAAAGGAGUGUGUGUGUUUUUACAGUGUGUACAUUGUGGUUGCGUUACCCAUAACCCCUCAGUCUGAUAAAAAGGGUUGUGUGGUACCACUUCACCCAUUUGUUACAUGUGAAAAUAAAAUGAACACCAUCUUUAUCUCAACCACCUUGCUGAAGGGAAUGUGGAAAGGGAAGGAGAGCAGAGAUGAAGAAAUGCUAUGUAGCUUAAAGAAGAAAUCUACAAAAACAUGUUAUAUUUUUUGGUAAAUCGGAAGACCUUAAUAUGUUCUUGUGUCAACAGUAUAUUAAGUUACCUUUAAGUUAUUGUUUAAGUUGGUUAAGUUAUAUGCUACUGUGUUUUGCUCAAGACAACUUUUGUAUGUAGUAUUUUGAGAUUUUUGAUAUUUAAUUUAUUUAUUUGUGUAUUUAUGUAGCUUAAUAUUGUUUAUUGUUUAUUGUUUUCAAUAAUUAAUAUAAUAAUAAUAAUAAUUUGUGGGAAAGUUGACAUAAUGUUCAUUAUUAAAAACAUCCUCCAGUGAUUUCUGAACU